ACUGUUUCUUUAAAGAUGAACGCAAAUGUGAACACUAAUUCUUGUUUGUUUUCUCCUGUAGGAAAUCAACGUUUUCCAGGAUUUUUUUGGACAAAGACCAACUAAAAGGCAUAAUGCCUUAGGAGCUACUGGCUGCACAAAAUCCUGACUUGGGCCCCAAGUUCUGGGGCCUGUAACUUCAGCAGCAGGCAGAGUCUAUGAUUUUGAGGUCUGCGUUUGAAUGAAUGACUAAACGACCCGGACGGAGCUCUUUGUUAGCGAGCCUGCAUCAUGACCUCAGUUGAGAAGCGCCGCUCGGGCCGAAAGAGCGGCGGGCAUCGCAAGCACAGCGAUGGAGGCUACAGCGACACCUCCAGCGGUGGGUCCUUUCUGGACGAGACCGACCGCGAGGUGAGCAAUCUGACAGAUCGAGCGUUCAGGAGCCUCUGCAUCGGCGAUGAAGCUGUUUAUAAUGACUCGGACCUCUGCUCAUCGUCACCCUGCAUCCCGAGAGACAGACAGCUGGCCUUUAGCCAGAGUGAGCAGGGCAGAGACAGAGAGGACAGAGAGAGGGAGGAACUCAAGAGAGCUGCACAUGAGAGCUUCAGCCUCAGGGUGCAGCAGUACGGACAAGACUUGAUCCACGGAGGAAUGUACGGGGCGAAGAUCCACAGAGAUCCACAGUGGGAGGUUUAUGGGGAAAGGACACAGGGGAGGGUUUCUGCCACAUUCCAGCACUCCUUUAUGGAAACCUCUCAACAGGAGGAAUCUCUGAGGGAAGAGCAGCUGUCCUUCUUCAGCAAUGGAGCCACCGAGGUGGGUUCACAGCAACGCAGAAGUCGAUCGAGGGUUUCCUCUCUCAUCCGAGCGUUCAACUCGGAGGGACAAAGGGACGGAGCAGGCAUGGACGGUAAACUCAGAGAGUGGAACGAUGAGACAAGCUGGGACAAGUCGGCUCUGAUGAGCAUCCAGAGGGAACUUUCUGAAUUCUCAACACCAUACCAGCCAAACUUUAACAGUGGUCACUUCCCCUCCGCCGGUCCAUUCACUGCCCAAGACGGCAACUUCUACUCCGCUGCAGUGGCUAACAUGAAUUCUUCAUCCUCUUUUAUGAGGUCUUCCCACAGUAAACACAGCAUGUCUGCACAGGUCAACUGUAACUCUAACUUCUUUAUACACAGCGAGUACAGUCCCUUCAAGGUAUGGAGGGACCAUAACAGGUUUCCCUUCCAACAAGGAGAAUUCUCAGGGUUUAUGCACUGUUCAGAGUUCCCCAAAUGGUAUGAGACACCAAUGUACAAGGAGCUUUCACUGGAGGCCCAACCACAGGGUCCGUACAGGUUUGAUGAAAGGAGUAUCAGACACCAGAGGAAUACCAUGGCGCCUGUGGUUCCUGCGACUCCCUCGCGCUCCACCUCAACAUCCACAAUGAUGCAGAGAGCUUUGUCUGUGGAGAAGCGGUGUGAGUCAGAGCUGGCAGGUCAUUAUCCCCACAGGAAGCGGACACAGAGCCUCGGAGCCAACAGGCUCCAAUCCCAACGCCCGUCGACUGCGUCGCCCACCAUCGAGAUGUCACGACGUGUCCAGGAAACGAUCAGCUCCGUCAAAGCCCUUCAGCAAAAGAUCAAAAUGAUGACAGAGCAGAACAUCUCAGCAGGGAUGACAGCGAAUCAACAAGGAGUGCUUUAUAGCAACAACAAUUCGGUUCCCUUCGGCAACAGUGCACCAACGGCGGCACCAAAUGUUGUCAGCAGCAACACAAGCACAACUCCCUUCAACACCAGCCAGCUGCUCACACCGUCAGUCCACGCACAUCAAGAAGCGGAGACAUCAGAGGUCCGGCAGUAUGCAGCCUCCCCUCAACCUGUGGAACAUCCUCCGGUGCGAGCAGAAAGCAGGGGAGCCACUCCUGACAUUAGGAUGUCCAGCUACAAAUCCAGAGCCACAAGCCUGCUCUUCAAUCUCAAAGACAACAGGAAAAGAGUCAAAAGCACCUACAGUCCUCCCAAAUUUAAAGGCUUGGAGACGCCUGAGAAAAACAAGCAGCGCAAUACGCAGGAGCCUAGAGACACUGUGAUAGACAUGCCUGAUUUUUCAGACCAAGACGUUCAGUUUACCCAGGUAGAAGCCGCCUCACAUCAAAACGUAAACCAGUAUUAUGACCCUGGAUUGCCACUUACAGCAGUAAAUUCUCAGCCUGUGACGACACAUACAGGCCAGUAUUCAGACUACACUUCAAGUGAUUAUCAGACAGCUCUGAUGCAAGGUGAGAUGGUUCAUCACUCUGGGUUCACUGGCUUCAUACCCGAAAAUUACCCCAACUAUCAGCUGGCUAAUGGACAGAAUCUCCAUGAAGACUUAUCGUCCUUCACCUCCUAUAAGCAAGGCAUGUUAGACUAUGCAGAAACUCACGGAGGAGAUGCACACAGGCUCAAACCAUCUUAUACAUCUGCAGAAACGCAGAGGCUAAAUGCCGACAACAACCAAACCAGAGACUAUUUAAUAAGUAAGGCAAAUACUGAGCAACAUUUUAAUGAAACAGCGGGAAGGGAAUCCACAAAGGUGGAUAGAUAUCAGCAGCUCAUAGACAACAAACAUGAUUACAGUAAUGUGUCCUCGCCAGAUAGAUGGAGACAGACAAACAGCCUGGACACAGAAAAUCGCAGUCUGAAAACAGCUAUCUCUCCAUGGAAACAAGAGAUUACUGCAUUCGUGGAAAAAGACCAACAUGCACAGGCUUACCAAAGAGCAGCCACGAUAAAGGAGGAGCUGAAUUUUACGAGAGACAGAUACAGAGGAGAAAAUCAGCAGAGUAUAAAUAAAGACCUCGAGAAAAUAGAGCUGAGGGAAAGUUUUGGUGUCGGAACAUUUUCUCACAAAAAGGCUGAGCUGGUCAAUCCUAACAUGUCAAACCAGCUGCCACAACACGCUCCAUUUAGUAAUGCCACUGUCCAAAGUCCACCAUAUUAUGGACAGCAUCAACCUGGAGCAUUUGAGGACAAAUAUGUACCUCAACAUUACGGCCACAGCAAGGAAAAUGAAAUGAGAGACAAUCAUUCGACACAGAACUCUAACAGAUACACUGAUCAAGAAUACGGAAACCAGCACUGCCUUUACUCUGAUAAAGACAAAACAAUGCUAUUGCGAGAAACAGGUUCGACAAAGCCGCUUCCCAAGGGGCAUGAACGGCAAAGUCUCCAGACAAUGGAGGCUAAGCCGCAGAUUGAACAUAAUAAACAGAAAAAUUCAUUAUCUAACCCCAACAAUGCAUCUGCCCCCACAAUGGGAAACAAGGUAGAGCGUAGACAGUUUGCUGAGGUCAAGGCCGAACAGGCCACGGCGGAACGUAGGAAAGCACAACACGCCCAAGAGGAGCUGGCAAACGCUCAGCACUGGGCUCAAGUGGAGCAGCCCAAAGUGGAGUCAGCCAGGUUAAUUUUAGCAGGGCAGACUGGUUCAGAGAGAGUCAAAGCAGAACAGGCCAAAGCAGAAGUAACAGAGCCUGAUAGAGUAAACCAGGCGAGCACAGAACAUAUUAAAGAUAAGGAGACGAAAGGGGAAGAGACAGAGCCGCCCAGAGAAAAACAAUCAGAGCGGGAGCAGACCAGAGAACAGACGGCAACAGAGGAGCCAAGAAAUAUUACAGAGGAAGCAGGAGUCAGGCACAUGAGAGAGGGGCUGGUUGAGCAGGUCAAAGCAGAACAAGCUGGAGCAGAGAGGCUAAAAGAGGAACACAUAAAAAUUGAGCCGGCCAAGACUGAGCAGGCCGAGCAAGCAGGAAUUGAGGAAGCUGAAACCGAACAGGCCAGAAGAGAAAGGAUCAAAGCAGAGCAGCUCGAGGAAGAAAAGGCGAGAGCAGCUCAAGUUGAAAGAGAGCAGAUGGAGGCUGAACAAAUCAGAGCAGAAAAGGUUAAAGCAGAGCAGGCUGAAGCAGAGCAGAUGAAGGAGCAACAAGCUAAAGCAGAAAAAGAUAAGAGUGAGGUAGUGGAGGACAUCUCCAUUCAAGCGAAUCAAGUCAAUGCAGAGCAACCUGCAAAACAGAUAAGUAACGCCAAAGAGGAAAACGUCGACGAGAGAAAGGCAGCGCAGUUCGGACAAACCAAACUGGAGCUAGCCCAAGCAGAACGUGCAAAAACAGAGAGCAUGCAGGAAAGAUUCGCUAAACCUGCAGCAAAACUAGCACAACUGGUGAAAAUUGAGCCAGAUAAGGUUGAGCAAGUGAAGACAGAGUUAGCUAAAGCUAAGGCAGAGUUAGCUAAAAUCAAGGAGAAAAUGAGGGGAGAGCAAAAAGAAAAAGCCAGAGGUACAGUUCUCCCAAGAGAAGAUGGGAAUAAGAAAGAUGUUCCUUCUGUGGCAGAUGCAAAUGAUAAUGAAGAGCACAAAGAUCAGGCAACACAGAGAGAUGAAUUAGGUCCAGCAAAUAUAGGAGCUAAUGAGUAUGAGCGCCUCAGAGAGAAAUAUGGUUUCACAGAUACAACUUCAAUAAACAGAAACAAGUUGUCAGCUGCAGGAAACACUGCCUCACUUGACACCUGUGAAACGCCAGCUUUAUCUCUAGAUAAAGUUGAGCCACCAAAUGAUGAGAAAUCAAAAGACAAACAUAAUCCAACAAUGGCAACAGCUAACACAGAAAAUGGAAAGGAAGGAGGCAGCUUUAAAGCCACUGAGGUGACAGAAAGUCAGUAUGUUUACAGCGAGACAUCCAAAGAAUUCAAAUUAUCUGGUGCUGAUUAUUUGCAUACCAAAGUAGAUAGCGCAACUGGUGACACUGCUACUGAUGAUGAAGUGAAGGACAACAGAGUUGAAAAUUUGGGGAAACGUGAUACCCUAAAACGCACUGAUGUUUCUCAGCACAGAGAUUCUGAUAUGGUUAAACCACUCAGCGUUGAAAGAAAAACAAAGUCAGGUGAGCACCAGGUAGGCAAAGAUCCACAUUUUACCCCUCCCAGAGCACUGACCAGUAAAGAGAGAGCUCAAACCAAGCAAGAGAUAUUGACUUCCAAGAUAAAAGCUCAUGCUGAAAAGGAGAUUUCCGCAAUUAAAGAAAAGGGUUUUGCCAAACGAGACGGGUUCAUAUCGAAAUCCACCACCAAGUCAUUAGCAGGUAGUCAGAAUAUUAAUAUACGACAGCGGCCACCAUCACAGGAAGUGCCGAAAAAGCAUGAAAGCUCCAGUAAUAUUACACUAAAGCACCAGACGGAGCCUUCAGGGAUACAAAGCGAACCAGUCAAGUCUGUUUCAACUCCCACUUCAGCAACAGUACCAGUUAAGUCUGCAGCAACCGCCAGUCAGUUAGCAGACCAUUCACAGAAACAAGUUCCCAAAGAGCCAACAAAGAGCAACAACAAUGAGCCAAAACUACCCAGAGAAGAAAAACGGGCAGGAAGUUAUAUCAUGAGCACAGAUGAGGGUUUGAAAGAAAACCAAAAAAGAGAGAAUAAGUCUGGAAUGAAGUCCCCAAUCCAAAAUAAGGAGCUGGCACUCAAGAGCAAGCAAGGAAAACAGGAAGCAAAUCAAGGAGAAAUGUCUGGCAAACAAAAAGAGACACUUAAAGACAGUGCUGCUGUAAACACAGAUCAUCUCAACAAGAAGAAAGACAAUCCAUCAAAGGCUGCAGUUGUGGGAGAGGCUGAAAGCUCCAAACCUAUGACGACAGAAAAGGCUGAGAGUAAACAUGGAGCAGAGGACUCAGCAUCUUCGCUAAAUCUUUGCUUUGCCCAGAACGAGACCCCUGUAGCCGAUGACAACUUGCAGAUCACGGGAAUAAUGGUAACUGUUCAUGAGAGGAAGCCAUCUGAGAGCAAUGGUAAGAGUAAUCAAGAACAAAUUAAUGCAAAAGAGAAGGAGUGCAGUAAUUCAGAGCUGGAGAAAUGUCAUCCCAGCUCAGGUGUAGAAGUAAGUGAAGGAAAUAAAUCUUCAAAGGAAGUUAGCAUAGUAAAGGCCGGGAACAGAGCUGUACAGAACACUCUGAAGGAGGAUCAAACUAAAGUUAGUCUGGAUAAUCAUCCAGAAAAUGUGCAAAAAACUUUAGGCCAUGAGACAGAACAGAACAAUGUGUCUGGGGAUGUCAGUGUGAAAAAGACUAAUUUCCAGCAGGUGUGUUCCUCUACAAAUACAAGAGCCCAAAGGGAAACACAACCCCCCACAGUCACUGUAACUGCUAAAAAUAAAACGUCCGCUGAAACUCAACCCCUUCUCUACAAACGGGACACGAUACCAGGAGAAACCAAAGACUACACAAAUAAAAUGUCAAAUGAGAGCUCUGCAAAGAGCGUAUGGAAAGAUGAAGGAAAGAAUGACACAGAAGAGAAAAAUCCACAAAACAUGCAAACAGCACAAACCAAUGGGAGCUCAGUGGCCAAAAUAGCAAACACAGGAGUCCACUCCAUCGAUGAUUCAAGCAGAAUUCAUGCUGAAAGUCUUAAAAAACAUGACCCUCAGCAAUCAGUGAAAGAAAAUAUGUCAACGGUCACAAAUUCUUUCAAAAGCAAGAACAUAGAUGGCAUAAAUGCACCCCCAGUGGAGGAAAAGAGACAUGACACAACACCACCAAAACCAUUCAAACAAGCCAGUCCAUCUAACCAAUCAACUGAGGAUGAAAACUUGCACGUGUCUCUAAAAUGUGUCGACGAGAAUGUGCAUAUAGACUGUAUUGCUAUCAGAGUUGUGCCAGCAGCAACUAAGAGGGAAAACCUGAAAAUGGAGGAGAAACAUGAUGCCACAACUGUCUCUUCUGAUGAUAUUACAGCCAAUGAACACAAAUUGGAUGCAUCAGCUGGUAUAAAUAAUGAAGACAGAACUGAACACUUACAGAUGAAAGACAGUUCACAUCACAAAUUGGGAAAACAAAUGCCUGAGUCUCUGAAAGUCAGCAACCAACAGAACAGCACAAAGGUGACCUGUGAGAAUACUAAAGCUGAAACUGAAAAGCUUGAAAAAGUUAAUCAAAGUAGGAAAUCAGUCGAUGAAUCAAACAUACAACCAAUGGAGACGGAUUACUUUCAAGUACAAAGCGUAACAGAAACACACAAGAGUGCAAAUGUUCCAUAUACAUCAGAUGCUGUUUCAAAGGGAGGGGAACUGCCAGGAUCACAAUCGAACAAGGCAGCUAUCAGCAAUGGAUCACACAACAAAGGGAAAAAUAAAGUCCUUGCAUUGGAUCAAAGUAAACCAGCGGAAUCAAGCACAGGGAGUGUUCAAGAUGAGAACAUGAAAAGGAAAAACAGGGAAACAGGAGAUAAUCUGGCUUCGAAACAGGGUAAUGCUCCCACAGAGAGACAGAGCAAUAAAAAUGAGAAGACAGAGGCAGGUCAAGCUAUUCAUAUCAGAAAACAACACACAGAGAACCAGCCCCGUUUAUCAGCAAGGGAAAGACAGAGCUCUAAAAAUCCCCAUCCAACAGGGGAAAUAACCGUUAAAACAAAACCUGAAGAUAAACCAAAGCCAAAAGAAAGAGCAUCCACAAUACCUGAAAUAUCAGCAAUUGCAGACUACGCAAGGUUAAAAGUCAUUGUAUCAGAAGACCGAGCAAAUGAAAUUCAGGAAUUCCCACCCAACAAAAAGGAAGGAUUCUUUCCACUCAUACAGACUCGUCAUAGCAGACGCCCAGUGUUCACUGCUGACCCUCAAGACCUCUCUGGAAAAGAGAAAAGCUUUCCAAAUAAGACAGAAGUCCCCUCCAAAGUGAACAAAGAGCCCAAACCCUUAGUAUUUCCUAUUACAGAGAAAGAACACCAAAGGACAGGGAUGUUCAAACUGGGGGACAAAGAAAGACAAGAGAAAAUGCUUUCGGAUGUCAAAGCCAAUGACGAUGUCAAAGAAAGAAACAAGUCUCCAACAAUUCAUCUCAAGAACCAGAGGAGUGAAGAUCAAGGGGCUGGAGCUGAUACCCAAAGACUUCUUCAAGUGGAUCAAGGUCUUCAUCAGCCAAGCUCUUCCUUGUAUGCACCAACCUCAUCUUCUGCAGUCAACAGGCCGAGAAACACUCCUGGGUCACAACACCUAAAACUAGUUGAUAACCCCAAUCCAUGUGAAAGAGGUGAAGAUUGUUCCUCAAAAGCUGAACAAUUACCAUAUUUUGAUAAAGACUCUCAUCCACGUCCUACUUUGGGGCAAAUGUCUAACAUAGAGGAUGGUCAACAACAAGAAAAGCUGAGAAAAGAAAGGCUUGCAACUCGCCAUGAAGAGACCACAGCAAAGGAGAGCACAGCAAAAUUGCCAGACAAAGAACAAGCUUCUGGGAAAGAAGUGAAGAAAAGGACAGAAGUCAUGAAAAUAAGAGACAUGCUAGAAGCUUCUCUGGCUGAAGAAGAGAGAAGAGCUGCUCAGAGAGAGGAAGAGAGGAGAGCAAGAGAGCGGGAGGCCAUAGCUAGUAAGGUGAAGGAGAAGCGCCAAAAACAGAGAGAAGAGGAGGAAAGAAAAGCAAAACUCAUAGAGGAAGAGAGAGCUGCUCAAGAAGAAAAGGAGAUGAGAGCAAAGAAAAGAGAAGAAGAAAGGAGAAUGAAAGAAACUGAGGAGAAGAGGAGACUAAAGAUGGAGGAGGAGAGGAGAGUGAAACUGAGAGAGGAGGAAGAGCGAAUUAGAGAGGAUGAGGAGAGGAGGAGGGAGAAGCAGCAAGAGGAGGAGAGAGCUGCCCAUAAAGAGCAGCAGAGGAGAGCUGCAGAAGAGGAG
Molecule: messenger RNA, 8649 nt
Organism: Acanthopagrus latus (yellowfin seabream)
Lineage: Eukaryota; Metazoa; Chordata; Actinopteri; Spariformes; Sparidae
Product: titin homolog
Exons: 1
Biological process (GO): positive regulation of calcineurin-NFAT signaling cascade
Cellular component (GO): Z disc
Source: RefSeq, a predicted model, not a curated record